UCGUCUUAAAUAGCUUCAAACCCUCGUAUAAUACGGUCGAUCAAAUAAACAUUUUAUCAAAAUGAAAUCUAUUAUGUUUUUGUGUAUUUUGACAUUUGUCGGAUUAUCAUUGGCGGAGACCUCCUUGUAUCCACGAGGGUGUAUUUAUGUGAUGGGAAGAUGUCAAAGAGAGUGUGAGGUCGGUACUCAUGCGUAUACCACCGGAUGUGGUUUUUUGACCCCCGAAGCAACUUGUGAUAAUCCAGCCCCUGUAGCAAAUAAAAACGGUAAAAUCUGUGAUUAUUCAGCUUGCUAUUGCGACCCUCCCACCGUCAGAGACACCAUCAGCGGCAAAUGUGUGCAGAAGGAAGAUUGCCCUAAGUGAAAAUGUAGAUUGACUGAUUUUUGUAUUAUUGAGCUUAAAUAAAACAGUAACGACUA
Molecule: messenger RNA, 420 nt
Organism: Vanessa atalanta (red admiral)
Lineage: Eukaryota; Metazoa; Arthropoda; Insecta; Lepidoptera; Nymphalidae
Exons: 2
Coding region: 62-364 (100 amino acids)
Source: RefSeq, a predicted model, not a curated record